Molecule: messenger RNA, 2168 nt
Organism: Physcomitrium patens
Lineage: Eukaryota; Viridiplantae; Streptophyta; Bryopsida; Funariales; Funariaceae
Product: polyubiquitin 9
Biological process (GO): proteasome-mediated ubiquitin-dependent protein catabolic process
Cellular component (GO): cytosol; nucleoplasm
Molecular function (GO): ubiquitin binding; proteasome binding; polyubiquitin modification-dependent protein binding
Source: RefSeq, a predicted model, not a curated record
AUCUCCUUCGGAGAAGAUUAGCUCGAACUUCUAACGGGGAAUGGGAUCUUCGGCAGAUUCUCGUACUAAUUUAAUCUGUCGGAUUGACUGUUGACGGAUGAAAUUAGAAAGUCGCAAGUCAAUGCGUCGAAUCCUCAUCAAAAAUCGCAAGCCGAAUCCUCUAUCUCGAUUGUUGUCACUUCACUUCGGAGAAUCUCGUUUUUUUUGUUUUUGUUUUUGUUUUUCCUGAAAGUUCCAGUGUGAAUUUUGCAGCACUCGCAGCUUCCAAUUGAGCCCCCAGCCAUGAAAUAAGCUGCUGCUGGGGGUCAUUGAGACGACGAGUGUGCUGCUCGUUGCUUCUGUGGCGACCUUGUAUCCGUAUUUGUUGCCGAUGCCGACGAGUUGUUGCUUCCGAGGUGACGUGAUUCUGAAAUCGAUACGUUGCCGACGAGAUUCCUUGCUUGUCAACGAAGCCAUUUAUCUUUUGUCUGUGGAUUUCAUGCCUCUCUGUCCAUGUCCGAGGGCGUCGACAAGUGCGGAUACUUGCGGAGGACGCGGUUUGUCGGCUUGCUUUCACGCCGUCGCGGUUACGCGAGUGGGCUUGGUCUCUGUAGCUGUGUUUCGAUUGCACGCUACGUGUGAUCAAUCCCGAUCUUUUUUGUAUGUAAUGGCGUCAAACGUUCUAUUGCUUAGUACUUUGAUGUUGUGCAAACGGGUCGGUUUAUCCUGUCCUCCGGAAAGUCUUGCUUGAAGAUGACGGCAGAGGAAAGGUUGUAUAUCUCUAUUUGGCUAGCGGCAGUCGAUUUACGAAGCUUCAAAGAUUUCAGGGUAGAAAUUGCAGAGGAAGUGGGAUUUUCAAUGGUUUUUUCUACCCGCGGUCGGACCCGCGUCCGAGUGCGAGUUGAGAUUCGGGGCUUCCGAAACGUGCACACCAGGAAGUUUUUUCACGAGACGAUUAAAUUGGAAAUGCAGAACUCUGACACGGUAGCAUCUCUCAGAAGCAAGAUUAGAGAGCUUCAGGGCGUACGUGUUUCGGAACAUGUGCUCACCACUCAUGGAGGUGUGGUAAACGAUGCUGUCAAGCUCGGCGAUACCUUCAAAUUCCCGGGCGAAGAUGCCUACCAUUGCUUUUACUUGUGGUUUUGCGAGUGCCAUGACUGCUUAUUGCUCCAUAACGCCGAAGAUGCAGAGCCCUACAUGCCAAUCACGAUUGGAAAUGCUCCUCUGCCUCUGACUAUGAUGGUAAAACCCACAUUUACGGUUACAUUUCUGCGGAGCUACCUCGGCAUUCUGUUCCAUGGCAACACAAACCUUUCACACAAAGGAAACAAAUUGAAGGAUCGAAUCAAGCCAAACAAUACGUUAUCGACACUUGCAGAUUACAACAUUACAGCGAACGGUUGUGUUGAAAUGACUAGCUUUGCUUCUUCGUCACAAGUAUUAAGUCAAGUGAUAAACACUGCAACCAAAGACCAAACUCCAGAACACUUUCACACUCUGGUGACGUGCGGUGAGUUGAAGGACUUCUUUCAUUUUGCACUCCGCACACCGUUUCAUCAUCAACUGAUAAGAAGAUGGCAAAAGGGGGUCGAAGUGCCUGUGUGCGAUGAUCAUAAAAUGGGCGGGGGAAAGACUUUCAUUUACCGGUGCGGAUGGCCAGAUUUUAAGAUCCGAGUAGUGUCUCUCGGGGUAGAUCCAUUGAGUUUUUAUGUUAACGGAGCGGACACAGUGGCCACGGUAAAGCGACGCAUCCACAAGGAGUGUGUCAGAAUGGCGUGCGACAAACAGCGGCUUCUGUUGGAUGGUAGGAUUUUAGAAGAUGACGAUUACCUUCUCAACAGUAAUGUUAAGGAAGGCUCUACUUUGAUUCUUAUUGUUGAGAGCGGAACCAAGAAGGGAUUCACAUGCUUUGGCGCUCACUGAUUCCUCAAUGGAGAAUCCUACCUAUUCGCGAUGUUCAUGCUUCGAAGGUUCCUGGCUUUAGAGGAAUUGAUAGUACGUGCCCAAGGCGUCUACCUCACUCGUAUAGCUACAAUGUACAUAGAGGAUACACUCAACGCAAAUCUGGACUCAAAACCACAAUCGCAAUUUUGAAACCGCUUGGAAUGGAAAUUUACUGCUCAUUGUAAAGCAGGCAGUCUGUGUAAUAUACUUAUUUGAGGAAUUAAAAUUUACGGGAGAUUGUUUCA